Molecule: messenger RNA, 10208 nt
Organism: Brassica napus (rape)
Lineage: Eukaryota; Viridiplantae; Streptophyta; Magnoliopsida; Brassicales; Brassicaceae
Product: ethylene-responsive transcription factor ERF086-like
Exons: 1
Coding region: 7227-8216 (329 amino acids)
Biological process (GO): regulation of DNA-templated transcription
Molecular function (GO): DNA binding; DNA-binding transcription factor activity
Source: RefSeq, a predicted model, not a curated record
CGAACUGAUUUUUUUUUUUGCAUAAAAUUUAAUACAAUUAGGCAAUGUUAUUGGUUUGGAAAGUUUAGUGAAAUUGAAUAUAACCGUAAUUAGGAUUCUUUUAAUGGAUUUGAGUGGAUUCUUCAAUGGAUGAGAAGGAUUUAAAUAGAAUGGGUUGAAAUACAUUUUAAUUUUUGUGAAGGAUUUUAGUGGAGUUCAUUUCCAUAUCAACAAUAAAAAGAAUAGCAAAAUUAUUAUUAGAAUAUCUUUGCAAAUCAAUAAAACUAAGUUGUUGUAAAAACCUAAGUACUUGUAUCUUUCCACAUUUCUUCGUUCAUUGUUUCUUUCCAAAUAGUAGCAUCUUUUUUUUUUCUGAUCUUAUGUCUCCAAAAUUUCUUCAACAUUUUCAGAAUCAUCUCUUCUCUGGCAUUGUUGCCUUCCAUAUUUUGUUUGCGUGCAUAGAAUAUAAACAAUAGACUCCAACAAACUUGCAUAAAAUAUAUACAAUUAAUUCUAACAAACAUCCAUGUUAUCUAACUAUUGAAAAGGAUAUCGUGUAUGGAAAGUUUCAUUUGGCUACAAUAUUAUUAAACCAAAUAGGCAAAAUAGAGAGUCAAAGCAAAUGUGGCCAACGAUCACACAGACAUGAGGACCGAGCAAUUCCACAAAUCGGACAAUGGCAUUAACCCCCAAUUCGAUGUUAAGGAAGCUGCCCACUGCACUGUCGCUGCACCGGAAAAAAUCAAUUCCCUGAAAAGUACCCAUGAAGUAGCAAAAAUGAGGUGGCUAUAUUGAUAUAUAGCAACAUGUUCCUCUUUCGUUGGGCAGAAAAUCAUCUGUGGUGUGGCGUAUACUAAAAAAUGAUAACUUAGAAUUUCUAUAGCUAUAGGGGUAAAAUCCAGUGCACUAAAUAAUGCAGAUUCAAACUCUUCAGAAUCAGCAUAUAGAUAAACAUACUGAAGUCGCAUUUCUGAAACUACAAACCUACGAAUUCCCAUCCCCGACAGAGUUUUCCCAGUAAAAAGAUUACAAAAGCGUGAAAAUCUUCAUCUACCACCAACCCACAGACCGUUAAGAAGGGUAAACAAUCGCUAAGGCGAAAGAUAACCAAAUUAUCUGUUAGAGUAUCAAGGUGUCUCAAAUUGAGGAACAAGUGAACCAGACUCAAAGACUCCGUUCUAUUUAAUAGACCAGCAAUCUGAAAUCUGUCCAUUUUAGAGAAGAUAAAAGACUUCGCUAGGUUUUCGAGAAGAGUGGCGUUUUUUUUUUUCUUAUAGAGUUUAUCAGGUUUACAAAAACCAAGAUUAUUGCAAUUUUAACUAAUCAAAGUCAUGAAUAGAGGACAAAACAAGUAGUUUGAUACCUUACAUUUUUUCUGAAGAAUUAUCAUACUGUAUAUGGUUAUUGAAAAUGAAAGCUUCCAUUGUUGUUAUACUUUUAUAUUUAUAAUACGACACCAUCACUUGCCCGACUGCAAAUGAGCUGCUCUAAAGCAAAUUAUUUGAUUAGUUUGCAAUUAUCCUUGUUUUCUUAGCUGUUAGUUUAUAAUCUUCUGAAUACAACGAGACACGAUAACUUGAUGCUAUUUGGGUCGCAAUUUAAAAAUACUCACCUGAAAUACGCAAACCUGUGUGUUUUAAAUAAGUAGCGAUUGGACAUGUAGAACCGGUAUUUAAAUUCGGUUAAAGAAACCAGAUCAGUUUUCCCGGUAUAUUAUAGAGAAAAAACGGGAGUUGCUUUUCAGCCGUCCAAUCUAAUAUGGACGGUCGCUUAUUUUUGACCAUACAUAUCAAAUCAGACAAUCAAGUAGCUGGCCCUAGAGAAAAGAGAGAAAAGAGACGUCGGGGGUGGGAGAGUCACUUCUCCGGCGCGUGUCGGUGACGGUGGCUCUCCUUCUCUCAGUUUCAGUACAAGCGCAAGGCUGGGUGUCUCGUGAUGGCGUCACUCGCCGAUAUACCGGCGGAUCUGAAUUAGGGUUUUGCUCCGGGAAGCUUCUCGGUUCGUAUCGGGACUUCCAACGGCUACAUCUCGUCUCUCUUUGGAUUCGUGGUGAGGCGUACCGACGACGGUUCACGGUGACAGUCAGCUGUUAGAUCCGGGAGGUGGAGGCUCCGAAAGCUCUACUAUCGCCGCUAAAGAUUCCGAGGAGCGGAGGCUUUUUCAGCUUUGCGCCGUCGUCAAGUUUCCGGGAUGCAGAGGCGUGUUUUGCCUUGCGUCGUCGGCUUUGUUUUGCCUAGGAGAUCUAAAGGUUUGAUUUUAUUUUUUUCGGCUUUGUUUUUGCGGUUUUAGUCUCGGUUUUUUGGAGGAGAGUCCGUCGGGGACGGUGGAAGCUCUCCGGUGUAAGGAGGACAGUGAUUGUGAAGCUUUCUCUGGGGUGGUGGUGGUGAAAGAUUACGGAUGAGAUCUCGCCAAGGCGAUUGACGCUCUCCGAUAUUGAAACCCUAUGAAGCAUACAGUUGUUUACGGUGACGUCUAGACGGAACAAAGGAGUUCCGUUUUGGUCCGGGGAUCUGUGUGUCGGAUCUCCGGUUCGGUAAUGGUGAAAGAUGUGGUGACGCGACGUCUUCGCGACACGUGUCCCUCGUCGUCGAGGAUGGCAACACGUGUCCGAGCAGUUUCAACGAAGAGAUGUGCGAGACGGCGUCGGCUUUUGCGGGGGUGAGCUAGGGUUUUCUAAAUGUGGGCUUGAAGCCCAUUUGAAGAAAGAGUUGUAUUGUGUGGCCCGGUUUGUUUGUGGGCUUUGUAAUUUGUAAUGGGCUCUGGACUUUUUAUAAUAUUUAAAAAACUUUGACGGAAAAAAAAAAAAAAAUCAAAUCAGACAAUCACUUCUCUCUCUGUUAAGUGGGUAAUCGUAGCCGUACAGUUUAUCGGGACCUGCAAUGCUCAGAUUACGACACGUAAGCGGAGUAUUGGAUUAGUUAUGUGUCAUGGACAGUGUCCCACAUAGUAUGCGAAUACUAGGUUUGGUGGGGGCUUCUUUUAGCUUACGUGUCUACUCUUUAUCGUUUCUUCCUCUGAUAUCCAAUUCUGUUUGUUUUUUUUAGUUGCCCAUAUUAAUAUUCUUUUUUUUUAUAAUCAUAAAUAUAAUUCCUGUGAAACAUUCCAUUUCUUUAUUUCUUAAAAAUAGUUAAAUCCUAAAUUAUGAUACCUAACCUUGAAAUUAAAAUCUAAAUCUUAAAUUAAAUCAUAAAUCCUAUGAACUAAACUCCAUAUCCGAUAAUGGUUAUUUUUAUUAAUUUGGAACAAUUACUCUGUUCAUCGUUUACUAUACAGAAUAACAUAUACGAAUAUUAGUAUAUAGAAGAAAAUAACAUAAUAUACGCAAAUUAGCCAAUUAUUAUUCAUAUAUAAUGUACCUUUUUAUGUAUAAAGAUUAAAGAGAUAGAGAGAGGCUGAAAGGCACAUGGAGCGCACGAACAUAAUUUAGGAGAUAAUUAUGAUGUAUCACGUCGCUCUAGGUGCCACGAGUGUGUUUGAUCAUCUGACUUUGAUUUAAGAAAACGAAUAGUAGUAAACAAAAGGAUCAGAGCUUAUAAGUUAUAACUUUCCAGUUACCUAUAUUCUAGAACUAGCAAGUAUAAUUAUUAAUCUACCGUACACGAGUGUGGUAAAAAAAAAGAAGUAUCAUCAUCCUCUAUGAUUUAGUAAAGUAUUGCAGGAAAACAAAAAAAAAACGGAUAUUUAAUUAAAAAAGUUUAGUUAUUGAUUAUUGAACGUAAAUAUGAAUGGGUUGAAUAAAAAUAUCAAAUAUCUUAUCAUUAUCUUUUGUCGAUAUUUUAGGUUGUAGAUAUCUUAGCUUACACUUGGUUUACACAAAAUAACUAACCACAGGAACAUUACAAAUUUACAAUUUUAUCUUUUCUCAAUAGCUAAAAUUACAAAUUUUCAUUUUUAAUAUAAGAAGUAUAUCUAAAUGGUUUCUUCAUGAAUGUACAUAGUUUGGAUCAAUGUUUUAUUUUUUCACAAGCUGGAUGUGCUGUUGAAUUAAAAUUUAUUAUGAACAAAAGAAUGUAAUAAUAGUAACUAUUUUAUCUGCAUUUUCAUGAUAUAUAAUAAUUCAAUAGCUCGCAAACUAAUAGUGAAGCCCCACUUGGCUUUUCAGUCAUACUGUUUGGACUCUCGUCAAAGUCCAAGUUCGUUCGAAGAACACCUUUACCCCUAAAUCCAGGGACAUCCUUUUGACACAAAAAGAAAUUUUAAACAGCACCAAAAUUAUUAAAUUUAAAAGAAAAAGUUUUGGCUUUUAAUUAGCUGUUCAAAAUUUUCUGUGUUUUUCUUUGCCUUUUUUGAGAAAUGUAAAGAAAUUCUCCAUUCCUAAACUCAAGAAAGCCUCGAUCACAUGGAACUUGACAAAAGUUUUCACCCAAAAGUGUUCAAUAGUGCAAUCCCAUAUCAAUUUGAUUUGUCAUAUCAUAUGUUUUUUCUCUCGUAUCAUAUGUUAAUAUGAAUCAUUUACCCUAUUUCAAAAACACACAGUAUUGUUUUCUUUCUCCGAGUUAUUAAGGAAAAUUUAUAUUAACUUCGUAUCUCUCAACGACUACAUGAAUCCAAUAUCAAUCAAAUGUAUACACUUGUUAGUAAACAGUUGUAAGAAUACAUGGAACUAUAACCAUUUAACUAAUGCGGUGUUUUUUUUGUAAUCUCAUAACGUUAUGACCUGCAAUACUAGUUAUGAAAUUUAUAAGAAAGGAAAGUGAUAUGCGUCUUGAUAAUUUAUAAGAAAGGAAAAUGAUCUGCGUCUUUACGUAAUUAUAAUCAUGAUUCAUGAACCAACUUAUAGUUCCACAUGAAGUUGAUAAUAUGAGUCAAAUGGAAGGCUAGUCCAACAUGAAGUUCAUAAUAUGAGUGGAUGAGUCAAGGGUCGUCAGAUUCAUAUAUAGCUUAAACUUGUCUUUAACCCCAAUUCUUAAAAGGGAUGAAGAAUAUUAAUAAAUACACCAAACUAAACAUUUAUACUUUGUUAUAAUCAUUGCAUUUUAGAACUCUAUGUAAUUUGCGGAUAAGAAUUAUUCCUCUCUAAUAUAUUAUUGGAGUUCUCAUACAAAUCAUUCCUAGCUAUGCAGAUUGUUUAGUUCAUAUGGUAUCCUAUAAAUAUGCACAACAAUUUUAUUUUCAGAAAAAUAGAUAUCGUUAUUAAUCCUUGCGCACGACAUUUUCGUUGUGUUUGGUAAAUUGUAUUGCUAACACCCCCACCCCGGAAGAUAGUGACAGCGGUUAUCAUGGUCCGACCACGGUUAUAUUACUGAUGUAUUAGUCAAAAGAUAAAAUUCUAAAGAGCCAAAAUGUGUAGAACUAUAUAAAAUAUUAUUUGUUUGACUGACUUUUAUAAGAAAAUAAUAUAAUUUUCAUUCCCAAUGCCAUUUAGCAAUGUGCAAAAAAGCUUCCCAACAAUUGUCACAGUUGCAAGCCUUAAUACAAGGAGAUCAUCACACUUUUGUACCGUAACCCCCAUUCGGUUAAAAGGCAAAACAUUUAAUUCAAAAGAAGUUAUAUUUUACGUCGCUCAUGUGACAUAAAAGGAGAAAAAAGAGGAGAAUUUGGCUAAUCUUAUGGCUUACGAGACCUUUUCAGCUAAAAGUAUUAUAUCAAAAUAUUCUUGGUAAGAAGUAAAAUUUAGCAACACUAUACUUCUUUUACCUGCCCGUUUGUAGUUAAUAGGAACCAUACCCUAGGUUUGAUAGACGUAUUAUCAACCCACAACGUACCAAACGCAAUUCUUCUCGCUCACUUGAUAAUUAAGUUUAACUAAAAGUCUCUAGUCUUAAACGGUUAAACCGAUCGAAGUUCGAUGUUAGGGCUCAUGGUAAAUUUUGAAUUAUUAAUUACAUUUUUGAACUUCAAGUUAAAGUCGUUUUUUAAAGUUAAAGCCGUGUUGUAGUUGACUAUGAACAAUUUUCUUGAUUUCAUGUUUGUCGGUAAGACAUUAAUUUCUUUAUGCAAUCACAUAUGACGAAUAACUACUCAAGCUCGUGUGUACCUAUAUAAUCCUAGAAAAUUACAAACACAAAGAGACUAAGAUUGUUGUUCAGUUGUGUUUGUUUUCAUACAAGGACAUCGAUAUAAAAAUGUCCACUGAGAUAUUAAAUUAAAAACCACAUUUAACCACUCCCAUUGAAUAAUCAUUACAAGAUGACAAAAAAUCUAUAUAUUCUCAUUUCUAUUUCUGCUUAAAAUGCGGUCACCAUGUGAUUUGACCAGGGGGCAUCUAUACAGGUAAGUUAAUUACAUUGGUACUUUAUAAUUGAGUAACCAAACUAAACCACAUUAAAAUAUGAAAGGAAAAAACUAGAAUGUUCAUGUCGCUUGCUUGUCCGUUGUAAUAUUUUUAUUUUGCAUUUUUUUUUGGGGAGAAAGUUAAGCUUGCUGAAUUUUAAAUAUACUUCAAAUUGUUGAUGAAAUUUGUUAAGAAUUCAUGGCACCUUAGUCCUUAGAAAAAUUAAUUUCUACACAACCUAUUGUAAUUAGCAAUGCAUAUCACCUCAAAUAUAUACCAUUUAAAUGAUCCAUUUCUUUUACGUAGACCCUUGACCUUUAGGUUAUGAUAUAUAUGUAGGGUUAUUAUGCACAUUGCACGUGACCACUAAGCAGAUUACUUGAGUUAAUUAAUUAGCUUCAUUCUAGUGAAAUAAAAUAUCCAAAUAGCAUGAUGUAAUAUAUACAUCACAAAGUGUUCUUUUAACAAAUAUAUUCUAUAUAUAUAUUCUUAUUCUUUACUCUAAAUCAAGAUUGGUUACUGUGACAUUCCAGAUUUUGGAUUGGUUCCAAUGAUUUUUGGCCUCAUUCUUAGGCUUGCAUAAGUAGCCAUCCGUACAUAAUACACGUAUAUAUAUACACUGAAUGUACACAGUAAAAAGUUAAAGACUCUAACCAGUGAACUAUAAUGGCAAGAAAACAGACUAAGAAGACCAGACAAAGCUGUUUAAAAUCGGUUUAAUUUAUAAAUAAAUCUUAUAAAAAUCCAACCAAUGUUCCAACGUUAAUUUAUUUCUGUCGCUGACGCUUAAAUAAAAUAUCUUGGAAAACGAGGAAAAAAAAAGGUAGUCUUAAAGCAGUUGAAUCAAAAGUGAAGUCUCUCUAUCAAGUUCAAUGUCUCUCUAUUUAUAACAUCACUUCACUUCCAUUCCCAAACAACACUCAUCAUCUUCUUCAGUCAGAACCAAAGCAAAAAGAAGAAACUUAAUCAUAGCACAUCUUCAACCAAAACCCUAAAAGAAGGCUCCUUUCAAGAAAACUAUUUCUUCAUCAUCAUGUCAACUUCCAAAACCCUAGAUCAUAUUAAGCCAUAUGAAACAUCCCAAACUCAAAUGGGGUUUGCUAUAAUCAACCAGAACACAGCCAACACAACCACAACCACAACUGGAGAGAGACGAGGCCGGAGAUCAAAGCAAGCAGAGCCAGGGAGGUUCCUAGGAGUCAGGAGACGUCCAUGGGGUCGUUACGCAGCUGAGAUCAGAGAUCCAACCACCAAAGAACGUCACUGGCUUGGCACUUUCGACACUGCUCAUGAAGCCGCUCUUGCCUACGAUAGAGCAGCUCUUUCGAUGAGAGGCACUCAAGGUCGAACUAACUUCGCCUACACUCCAACUGAUGUUCACACCAUCCUCACAAACCCUAAUCUCCACUCUCUCAUCGUCUCUCCUUACAACAACAACCAAUCUUUCUUACCAAACUCUUCUCCACAGUUUGUCAUUGAUCACCAUCCUCAUUAUCAAAACUAUCAUCACCAUCAGCAACCUAAACAUAUACCCACCGCUUCUUUCAAAACUCCGGUUCGUCAUCAAAACGCAGAUAUUCAAGCGUUUAGCUCUAGUCCUCAAAACUCAUCUUGUAACGGCUCGUUAUCUUCUUCACUAGACGAAGAACACAACUUCUUUUCUUUCGAUGGAAGUAACUCCAGUAACAACUCGGGUUACUUGGACUGCAUUGUCCCAAACCAUUGUCUUAAACCACCUCCGGAAACCACCACUACCCAAAGUAAAACCGGAGCUGGUUUCACAACUCCAGCAAGCAAGGCCUCUGACUCAUACGGAGGAUUUAAUAAUAGUUACUUUGAAGAUGGUGAUAUGAUGAUGAAUCAACAUCAUGAGUUUGGUUCGUGUGAUCUUUCUGCCAUGAUAACUAACUAUGGUGCCGCUGCUUCAAUGACAAUGAAGCAGCAAGAUUUCUCUUCCGCGUCUUCUUCUAUCGCUGCUUUUGGAGAUGUUGCAGACACUACUGGCUUCUACUCGCUCUAUUAGAAGUAGAACAUUCAUUUUGAUGUUUCUGUUUUAUUUUUAUAUUUAUGUAAUAAUAUAAUAAGUAUUUAAGUUAUUCCAUGAGAAUUUGCAUUUUGUUAACAGCAUGUUAUGGACUUUAUUAUACAUAUUCUGCUUAUUUGUAUCAUGCACCAUAUAUAAGGUUAGCUUACCAUGAAGUUUUGUUUUUCUUUCUUUUUAUUUUGGUAAUUUUUAAGUUGUGGUUUUGAAAAGAAAAGAAGAGUUGUGGUUUUGUUUAGCAAAAGGUAUUAUUGCUAGUUGUAUUAAAGACCUUUGUUUUUGUCCAUGCUUCUUCCAACACACUCAUUAGGUAUAUAAAGAUGUUGUGUGUAUAAUAAUGAAAUCGAAUGAAUUACUCAAAAAGGAUAUUUGACUAGAAUACAUACGCUCGGUUAUUAUAAACUUUCAUGACAAUUGUAAAUUUGGCAUUAGUAAGAAUAUAAGAUAUAUAUGAUGGAAAAAAUAUUAAGAUUAAAGAUAGGGGAUUUGGCAUAAAAUUUUGCAUGUUUGUUAAAAGUAGUAUAACUAAAGUGAGAUGGACUUUUAGUGAAGUAGCAUGAUGGUGUUUUUGGUCUUUGGACAACAUGUGUUUUGGUCAUGACUUGUUUGGUCUUUAACUGCACAAUCACUGUUUCAUGUCUCCCUCCUUUUGCCUUAACUUUUGUCAACACCAACUCAACAUCACAACUCUUUUCUUCUUCUUAAAUCUGUUUAAGGUUUUGACUUUCUUUCAUAGAACUCGAUUAGUUCCCUUUCCAAUGCUGAUCAAAUUCACUUUAUUUGUUAAAUCAUCAGACCCAAUCAAAGCUGUUAUAUAUAUCAAACACACACUCACAUAUGUGUAUAUCUAUAUAAUGUACUUAACUAAGUCUACCGUAACUCGUAUGUAUUAAAGCUAGUUGCAUCUUUGUACAGCCUUAAUUAUGGUAGAUCGUUUGUAACUCAGAGAAAAAAAAACAUUUAAUGAUUAGUAGUAGUUUUUGGGUUGUUGAAAGCUUUUUGUUGUGAUGUUUCAGUGGCCAAACCCAUGAUUAUGAAUUUUCUGUUGUUUGAGUAAAACUAGACGCAACGAAAAAACUACACACAAAGAACGAAGUACGAUAAUUACUGACUUCUACUUCCACAUUAACAGUGAUCCCGAGAUCUGCUCUGUUCUGCCUUUUUCAUUCUAUUUCUCUUCCAUGUUGCUGUUCCAAAAACAACUGGAUAUCGGAUUGUGCUAUUAUUGCGUUUGCAUUUACUAUUCAACAUAUUAAUUUUGUUUACCCCUAGAAAUGAAAAAUAGUCUUAUUAGUGUAGUUAUUUUGUCAAAUCUUAUGUACAAAUUGCAAAUGCAAAAAAAAAAAAAAAAUCACAUUCAAGUUUCUGUUGUGCAUGAAAUGAAAAUUUACAAUUAUUUUUAAAAAGGUUUAAUCAAAAUGUUUUUGUUUUACAACAUGUUUAAUAAAAAAAUUAAAAUAUGUACUCUCUUGAAAAUAACAUGGGAUUUAUAAUAUAAUCUAAAAUGUAAAUAUGAAAACAAACGCAAUCAAAAAUAAAAAUCUGACUCUUAAUUCCCAUAUUCCAUAAACUAACAAGGGAUCUUCGUGAAUAAUUUCAUUUAUUUAACAAUAAUCGUUUCGGAAAGUACAAAAAAAAAGAGAUAAACAGAGAUGACAGUAUGAAGGAAUCGUAUGAACAUGGUAAGCAGGGGGCGGACGGAGGUGACGACCAACGGGGUCACGUGCCCCCAACUAAAUUUUAGUUUUUCAUAAGUAAUUAGCUCAAGAUCUUAAUUUUCUUUGAGAAAUUAGUUCAAAUUUCAUGAAUGUGCCCCCAGUUAAUCUAAAUUUUAUUAAAGUGCCCCCAAUUAAAACUUGUUCUAGAUCCGCCCCUGAUGGUAAGAGAGACGUAAGAGGAGAGACAUAACACAAAAAAAAAAAAAAACUAGAGCUGCUUUCGUCUCUCUCUGCUUUUGCUUCUUGUUGUUGUCUC